GCUCUGUAGCUCCCAAGCACCUUUACCGGCAUUCCUGCACUGAUCAUGGCGUCCGCGUCUAGACGACGUGGAAGUCUCGGAGACCGCCGCGGCUUCUUCCACCUGUGUGGGUCUCCCAUCCGUACCCACAAGAUGGAGCUCGACUACAUCCAUGGCAAGGCACACUCGCCGACCCAAGUGAGGGCUGCAGAACUAACGGCAGACAUCGAUACGCCGCUGAUGCAGCGCCGACCUGGCAAGAAGAAUCUCAAGCAGAAGCAACGUCAUGCCGAGGCGGACGCCGCCAUGGUGGCUCUCGCCAGACACUUGGGCCAAGAGGGUGGCGGUGGCUACUACGACAGUCUACGUGGCCCGAUUGGCUUUGAUAGCGAUAUACCCAUGUCCUGUGUGGCCGACGAAGGCAGCAACAACUCAAUGAGACUGGAUGGCGCUCGACAGGCAGGCAUCCCGCUCUACUUGUCGGACUGGUUCGCCCCCAACAAGGACUCGAAUCGUCGUCGACAGACCAAUGUCAUCAUGACACGAGAGCAACCAGAGUCAGAGUCGGGGUCCGUGGCCAGUGACUGCUCCGAUGAUAAGGAGAAUCAGUUCCUCCAGCCACACCAGAACGUCGACAUGGCAGACGUGGUCGUUGGCCGUGUGAUCGGGGAAGGAGCUUUCGGCAAAGUGUUCAAGGCUUCGUGGAAAGGUCGAGACGUGGCUGUCAAAGUGCUGAUCCGACAGAAUCUGAGUGCAGACGUGGUCCGGGAGUUCGAGACAGAAGUGAAAAUCAUGAGUUUCUUGCACCACCCGAACAUCUGCAUGCUACUUGGGGCGUGCCUCGCCCGCGAGAACCGAGCUUUAGUCAUCGAGCUCGUGGAACAGGGCUCGCUCUGGGCCAUACUACGCACACGACGACGGCAACUCACAGACGAGAUGCGCGCACGGUUCGUACUGGACACGGCUCGAGGCAUGAGCUACCUGCACCAGUUCGAGCUGCCGAUCUUGCACCGAGACAUGAAGAGCCCCAACCUGCUUGUUGAGCGCGACUACUCGAUCAAGAUCUCGGACUUUGGUCUCUCGCGUGUCAAGGCGCAAAUUCAGACCAUGACUGGCAACUGCGGCACUGUCCAGUGGAUGGCACCGGAAGUGCUUGGCAACCGUAAAUACACAGAGAAGGCAGACGUGUUCUCAUUCGGCGUCGUAGUUUGGGAGAUCUUCAUGGGCCAAUGCCCGUACGACGGCAUGACGCAGAUACAGGUGGCUCUGGGUGUGCUAAACCAUGACCUGCGUCCACCGAUCCCGCGCUCGUGCCCGCGCUUCUUCGCUCGACUGAUCCGGUCUUGCUGGAUGAGGGAGCCCAGCCUGCGUCCAUCUUUCUCGGAGCUGGUGCGUACCCUCGAGCAGUACGUCACCCACUAGUAGCGACAGUAGCUAGGCAGAAGACAUGCAUCGCGCCACUGGUACGAAGAAAACGAUGAUAAAACGCCACCGAAACGUGUAGUCAGAAUGCAGUUUAGGGUCGGAAUGGCAGGCAGAGCGUUGACAAAGCGUCAUGAAAUUAUUUAGGUGUCAAUGCGUGUAAUUACUCAUUGCACAAUUCACACUCAA
Messenger RNA from Phytophthora infestans T30-4, 1590 nucleotides. RefSeq names its product protein kinase. The coding region runs from base 46 to 1401 and encodes 451 amino acids. Gene Ontology annotation, biological process: protein phosphorylation. The record is from RefSeq and is a predicted model, not a curated record. Gene Ontology annotation, molecular function: ATP binding; protein kinase activity. Lineage: Eukaryota; Oomycota; Peronosporomycetes; Peronosporales; Peronosporaceae. The transcript has 2 exons.